Trichomycterus rosablanca is the source of this 3028-nucleotide messenger RNA. It is a transcript of the gene spg7, whose product is annotated as SPG7 matrix AAA peptidase subunit, paraplegin. Gene Ontology annotation, molecular function: metalloendopeptidase activity; ATP binding; ATP hydrolysis activity. The transcript has 17 exons. Gene Ontology annotation, biological process: mitochondrial protein processing. The record is from RefSeq and is a predicted model, not a curated record. NCBI's taxonomy places the organism in Eukaryota, Metazoa, Chordata, Actinopteri, Siluriformes, Trichomycteridae. The coding region runs from base 1 to 2427 and encodes 808 amino acids. Gene Ontology annotation, cellular component: m-AAA complex; membrane.
AUGGCGGCGGUCCUGCUACAACAUGGAAGUCGCUACAGUAAAUACAUUAAUAGAGAGCGUUUGUGGUCUCUGUCCUUCCGUGGUAAAGGUUCAGAUUUCAGGACGGACAGGAAACUUUUCAAUACUCGGAUAUCAAGAAGUCCGACAUGUGUCAGAUGUCCAGGGUCGCCGUGUGUCCAGCAGUUCAAGUCAGGUCUACACACAGGAAUCACUCAGCAAAUCCUAAACAGACCCCUGACUCUGACGUUUCCUGGGCUGAGCAAAUCAAUCUUCAAAAAUAAUCUAAACAGUGACCCAGCAGCAUUGUGGAGAAUUCUUGCAGGUGGUAUAAAUUAUUUCAGCACAUCAUCUAAAAGACAACAGAAGAAAGAUGGAUCAAAAGGGAGGUCACCUAAAGAAGAGGAAGAGGAGAAGAAGCGACGUGAACAGGAAGACCAGAUGUAUAAGGAGCGACUGCGUACUCUCUUCAUUAUAGCCGUGAUUAUGAGCCUGCUGAACUCCUUCACUGCCAGCGGAGGAACCAUCUCCUGGAAUGACUUUGUGAACGAGAUGCUGGCUAAAGGCGAGGUGUCCCGGGUGCAGGUGGUGCCAGAGAGCGAGAUCGUUGAGAUCUACCUUCAUCCUGGAGCUGUGAUCUUCGGAAGACCGAGGCUUUCUCUGAUGUACCGGAUGCAGGUGGCCAACAUUGAUAAGUUUGAGGAGAAGCUGCGUGCUGCAGAGAAUGAGCUCAAUAUCGACUCUAAGGACAGAAUACCGGUGUCCUACAAGCGUACAGGCUUCUUUGGAAAUGCUCUCUACGCUCUUGGCAUGGCUGCUGUGGGUGUUGGGAUCCUGUGGUACAUUUUCCGCCUGGCAGGAAUGGGUGGAAGAGAAGGUGGAUUCAGUGCUUUUAACCAGUUAAAAAUGGCAAAGUUCACUAUUGUUGAUGGGAAAUCAGGAAAAGGCGUGAGCUUUAAAGAUGUAGCAGGGAUGCACGAGGCCAAGAUGGAGGUGAAGGAGUUUGUGGACUACCUAAAGAAUCCUGACAGAUACCUGCAGCUGGGGGCGAAAGUACCCAAAGGUGCACUGUUACUUGGGCCACCUGGCUGUGGCAAAACCUUGCUGGGUAAAGCAGUAGCGACCGAGGCGCAGGUGCCCUUCCUCGCCAUGGCAGGCUCUGAGUUUGUGGAGGUGAUUGGAGGCCUUGGUGCUGCGAGGGUACGGAGUCUGUUUAAAGAGGCACGGGCGCGCGCACCCUGUAUCGUCUAUAUCGACGAGAUCGAUGCUGUCGGCAAGAAACGAUCUACCAACAUGUCGGGUUUCAGCAACACGGAGGAGGAGCAGACGCUCAACCAGCUGCUGGUAGAAAUGGACGGAAUGGGUACCACUGAUCAUGUGAUCGUCUUAGCGUCCACCAACAGAGCGGACAUUUUGGACAACGCACUGAUGAGACCAGGCAGGCUGGAUAGACACAUAUUUAUUGACCUACCUACUCUACAGGAGAGAAAGGAGAUCUUUGAGCAGCACUUGAAAAUCCUGAAACUUUCCCAACCUGCUGAGUUCUACUCCCUGCGCCUGGCUGAGCUCACACCAGGCUUCAGCGGUGCUGAUAUUGCAAACAUAUGUAAUGAAGCUGCUCUCCAUGCAGCACGCGAGGGUUACAAAUCCAUCGACACCUUCAACUUUGAAUAUGCAGUGGAGAGGGUUAUUGCAGGCAGUGUGAAGAAGAGUAAGAUCCUGUCUAAGGAGGAACAGAGGGUGGUGGCCUUCCACGAGUCGGGCCACGCUCUCGUCGGCUGGCUUCUGGAACACACAGAGGCCGUCAUGAAGGUAUCUAUUGCUCCCCGGACGAACGCGGCUCUGGGUUUUGCUCAGAUUCUUCCAAGGGAUCAGUACCUGUUUACCAAGGAGCAGCUGUUUGAGAGAAUGUGCAUGGCUCUGGGUGGAAGAGCUUCUGAAGCCAUAACCUUUAAUAAGGUCACAACAGGUGCUCAGGACGACCUUAGGAAGGUGACGCGCGUCGCCUAUGCUAUGGUAAAACAAUACGGCAUGGUGCCCAGUGUGGGUCAGGUGUCGUUUCCGGAUGCCGAGGAGCAGGUUGGCAUCGGACGCAGGCCUUUCAGCCAGGGUCUCCAGCACAUGAUGGACCAUGAGGCUAAGAUGAUUAUCGCACGUGCAUAUCGACAUACAGAGAAACUGCUCCUGGAUAACAAAGAUAAACUGGUUUUGUUGGCUAACACACUGCUGGAGCGUGAGGUGAUAAACUACGACGACAUGGUGGCCCUGCUUGGCCCCCCACCACAUGGACCCAAAAAGAUGAUCGCCCCUCAGAGCUGGAUUGAAGCUGAGAAGGACAAGCAGGACACGGAGGAGGAGGAGCCUCGCAGACCCCCCAGAGCCCCAGGGAAGGACGAAGAGGAGGAGGAUGUGAACUUGGGGCCGGCUUAAAUCUUCUCGCGUGCACGACGCACCCCGUUAUGUUUUGGGGCGGAGUUUCUUCUGAAAACGUGCCUGUUGGAGGAAUCUGAUCGAAUGGUAGAAGACCGGCAUGUAGAUCACAAACCGAUAGGCUUCUGCUGUAUUAACAGGAAAGUUCAGCACAUGUAAAGAUUCACUCUUAAGUUGUACUAUUAUAUGGACUGUAAACACUAAACGAGCUAUGCUAAUAAGAAUCCCAGGCACAGUUUUGUUUUAAUGCAAUGCAGCAGUUCAAAGCAGAUGCCAGCUUAACUUAUCAUACUUUUUGUUCAAUAGGAACACAAAAUACAGUGGUGUUGGCAUCAUUUAUUUAUAUGUCAUUGGUAUUUGAAGAGACUUAAAGCAGUGCUUUGUGGAUUUAGGAAUAAUAACAGUAUGUGAUUGAGAACAAGCAACUGUAAUCUGGUAAAGAAAUGUGAGAGUUUUGCUACUUUGAAGUGUAAAUAUGUUGUAAUAUUGUGAAAGUGAAACAUUGAAGUGCUAAACUAAAAAAUGAAUUUAUUUUGAACCAAAUAAAUGUACUUUACAAAAUAAAUCAACGCUGUUUUGUAAGAAAUAAAUAAUAAAACAA